AUGAUUCAAGCCGCCGAUGUCGGAAUCGGUAUCGUCGGUAAAGAAGGCCGACAAGCGUCCCUCGCUGCUGAUUUCAGCAUCACCCAAUUCCACCACCUCACCAAGCUUCUCGUCUGGCACGGCCGCAAUUCAUACAAGCGCUCAGCCAAGCUAGCUCAAUUCAUCAUGCACCGUGGAUUGAUCAUCAGUGUUUGCCAAACCAUGUACAGUAUCGCCAGCCACUUCGAUCCAAAAGGUCUCUUCAUCAACUGGCUGAUGGUCGGCUACGCAACGGUAUACACCAACGCGCCCGUCUUCUCACUCGCCUUCGAUCGGGAUGUCGAUGAACGUCUCGCAAAUCUUUACCCGGAGCUGUAUAAGGAAUUAAAAACCGGGAAAAGUCUGAGCUACCGUUCCUUCUUUGGCUGGGUCAUGAUCUCAGUCUACCAGGGAGCCGUCAUCCAAGGCCUGUCCCAGAUUCUACUGGACACAAUCACCGGACCACAGUUGAUCAGUCUGUCUUUCACGGCGCUUGUUCUUAAUGAGCUUGGUAUGGUUGCUACCUCCAUCACGACCUGGCAUCCCGUCAUGAUCUUCUGCUUGCUUGGUACGCUCCUUGUUUAUGCGGGCAGUGUUCCUUUCCUGGGUGAGUACUUUGACCUUGGAUAUGUCAUUACUUUGGAUUGGUUGUGGCGUGUUGUUGUCGUGCUGGCUGUUUCGCUGGUUCCGGUUUGGGCUGGUAAAAUGAUUAAACAGUCCUGGCACCCGCCUAGCUAUAGGAAGGUCCGUGGGUAA
Molecule: messenger RNA, 774 nt
Organism: Penicillium salamii
Lineage: Eukaryota; Fungi; Ascomycota; Eurotiomycetes; Eurotiales; Aspergillaceae
Source: the annotation of a GenBank genome assembly